CUACCGAUCUCUGCGAGGGGAACUUCUCAAUAAUUAACGCCCCGCUCAUAUUUAUGCCGCGCGGGACGUCCCGAGCCAGACAGUAGGAGCUGGGACGUUGUUCCUUCUGGUGGCUAAAUUUUCCUUCCCGCACAGCGCAAUUGCGGUGCGAGGGACAGGUUGGCAAAACACACUUUGCCGCCGUGCCAACUGGUAAAGACAGCGAGCAAAAUGCAGCCCAUGGAUUACGACAAGGGGGAGCGGAAAGAAAAAAGUUCCCAAUGGAAGUACAUCAUCAUCGUCCUGUGCGUGGUGCUAGUCGCCGUGGCGCUGGCGGUGGGUCUGGGAGUGGGACUAAGCAAUCGCAGUAAGUCGCAAGACUGCGACGAGGGCUUGAAGUCGACCACCGCCAGUCCGACCAGCGCUAGCAAGCCGCCAGCCCCCGACAUCUGCCCCCCCACUACGGAUUCGAGCGGGCCGUGGAGCAACUUUCGGCUGCCUGACUACAUCAACCCUGAGCACUACCAGUUGGAGCUCACGCCGUUUAUGGAGGAAGACUACUACACCGGCGUUGUGGAGAUCUACAUACGUACCAAGCAACCCUCCAAGUACAUUUGGCUGCACACCAAGGACAGCAACUUGACCCAGCAGCCCACGCUCGGGCUGAAGGCUGGCUCAGGGAAUCCCAGCCCGAUCUCCCUGCGCCGCUGCUUCCAGUACAAAACCCACCAGUACCUGGUGCUGGAAGCCGAGAAGGAGCUGCCCGCCACUUCUGCCGAUGAGCAGUAUCUGCUAACACUGCACUUCCAGAACAGCCUCCUGGGCUCGCUGGUCGGCUUCUACAAAACCACCUACAUGGAUAACGGUGUUAAAAAGAGUAUUGCAGCUACUGAUCACGAACCAACAGAUGCACGAAAAACAUUCCCUUGUUUCGACGAGCCUAAUAAGAAGGCAACAUACAAUAUCUCUAUAAUACACAGUUCGUCUUAUGAUGUCCUUUCAAACAUGCCAGCUGAGAAAACGGAAAAGGUUAGCGAAAGCAAAACAAAAACAACAUUUCAAAGAUCUGUUAAGAUGAGUACUUACCUGGUUUGUUUUGCCGUUCAUCAAUUUACUUACGUGGAAAGAAAUUCAUCAAGAGGUAUCCCUCUUAGAAUAUAUGUCCAGCCUCAACAGAAACCUACAGCCAUGUUUGCAGCAGACACCAUGAAGAGAAUCUUCGAUUACUUUGAAAAGUAUUUUGACAUAACUUAUUCUCUACCUAAACUAGAUAUGAUUGCUAUCCCUGACUUUGGGACAGGUGCAAUGGAAAACUGGGGCCUGAUCACCUACCGAGAAACUAACUUGCUAUUUGAUGAUAAAGAAUCAUCCUCAUCCAAUAAGCAACGGGUUGCCACAGUCGUGGCCCAUGAGCUUGUUCAUCAGUGGUUUGGCAAUCUCGUCACUAUGGAUUGGUGGGAUGACUUGUGGCUGAAUGAAGGAUUUGCUAGUUUCUUUGAGUAUAUUGGAGUAAAUGAAGCUCAGCCUGAUUGGUUAAUGUUGGAUCAGAUUCUUCCAGAUGAUGUUUUGUCUGUAAUGCGUGAAGAUGCUUUGUCAUCAUCCCAUCCAAUCAUUGUUAAUGUGUCAACCCCAGCAGAAAUUACCUCUGUCUUUGAUAGCAUUUCGUAUAGCAAGGGUGCCUCAAUUCUACGGAUGUUACGUGACUGGAUAUCUCCGGAAAAAUUUCAGAAGGGAUGCCAGAAAUACCUCCGUGGUCAUCAAUUUAAAAAUGCAAAAACAGAUGACUUCUGGGAAGCCUUGGCUCAGGUCAGUGGUAAACCAGUAAAAGAAGUGAUGGAUACAUGGACACGACAAAUGGGUUUCCCUGUGCUGAGCGUUACUUCAGAUAGUGUAAUCUCGCAGAAACGUUUCCUGUUGGACCCAAAGGCAGAUGCAACUCAGCCUCCUUCAUUCCUGAAAUACAAGUGGAACAUACCCAUACAGUGGCAUACACUGGGAGGAGAAACUAGCACUUUACUGUUCAAGAUACCAGAUGCAACAGUGAAAAUUCCGACUAAUUCGUCUGCCCACAUCUUGAAAGUAAACACAGAGCACAUUGGGUUCUAUCGUGUGCAGUAUGAAGACUCGGCCUGGGAAAGAAUUAUCCAUAAACUGAUGAGCAACCAUACAGAUUUCUCAAGCAGCGAUCGCACAGGGUUUAUUGAUGACACAUUUUCACUGGCAAAAGCAGCUCUCCUGCAGUACUCUGUGGCCUUAAACAUGACAAAAUACUUGAAAAAUGAAACAGAUUAUUUACCUUGGUCAAUAGCUAUUUCAUCCAUUGCAUAUAUUCAGCGCAUGCUACGGGACGAUGACCAUCUUGACGAAAAGUUCCAGGCCUAUUGGAAAGAGCAGGUGAAGCCCAUUGCUAGUAUGCUUGGCUGGGAUGACAGUAACUCCCAUUUGGAAAGGUUACUGAGGAGCGACGUUCUGGACCUUGCAUGCUACACGGGAGAUACAGAAGCAUUAAGCAAUGCAAACAAGUUAUUCAGAGAAUGGUUAUCAGGCAAAAGUAUAGCACCUAAUCUGCGGCUACUUGUUUACCACUACGGAAUGAAACAAGCUAAUGAGUCUUCAUGGGAAUUUAUGUUUAAAAAGUACCAGGAAACCACUCUUGCCCAGGAGAAGGACAAGCUUCUGUACGGAUUAGCUUCAGUGGAGAAUAUUCAGCUUUUGGACAGGUUCUUAAGCUAUAUUAAAAAUGAAAGUUUCAUAAAGAGUCAGGAUGUGUUUACAGUUCUCAACUACAUUUCGUACAACAAAUAUGGGAAAACAAUGGCAUGGGAUUGGACACGACUCAACUGGGAAUACUUGGUGCAAAGAUACACAAUUAACGAUAGAAAUCUAGGACGACUAGUUUUGAGAAUAACGAGAUCAUUUAACACUGAACUCAGUUUGUGGCAGAUGAAAGACUUCUUUGCAAAGUAUCCAGAGGCUGGAGCAGGAAAAACUCCUCGUGAACAAGCUCUUGAGACUGUGCAGACAAAUAUAGACUGGUUAAAGAGAAACAAGAAUGACAUACUCCAGUGGUUACAAAGCAACAUCUGAAAAUGUAAGGUGAUUGCAAAUUCUCAGUGGAAACAAUUGUCAUUGUUUAAACACAAAGUAAGGAAAUCUACAGCAGUAGCAUUUGAGUCAUGUAAAAUUUUGUUUUUUUUUGGAAGUUUUAUGGAAAUUACCAUUUCUUUAAUCUAUAUUUUAAUUGUGGCCUGGUAAUCCAAAGUGGUUUUUGCAAAUACUUAGGAGCUGCACUGUGUUCUUCUGAUUGCAAUUACUGUGCCUUAUGAUGACUCUGUUUACAAUGCAAACAAUUAAACUGGAAGGAGCCAUGUGUUGUCCUUAUUGCAGAAAUACAAGCAGAACGCUGCUGUUAUAGUGGAAUCAAAUAAAAUAUGGACAUUUGAUGAAAUAUCUUGCAAGCU
This is a messenger RNA of Mobula hypostoma (lesser devil ray), 3440 nucleotides long. RefSeq names its product glutamyl aminopeptidase (gene enpep). The transcript is spliced from 20 exons. Gene Ontology annotation, molecular function: peptide binding; zinc ion binding; metalloaminopeptidase activity. Lineage: Eukaryota; Metazoa; Chordata; Chondrichthyes; Myliobatiformes; Myliobatidae. Gene Ontology annotation, cellular component: cytoplasm; plasma membrane. Gene Ontology annotation, biological process: proteolysis; regulation of blood pressure; peptide catabolic process. The record is from RefSeq and is a predicted model, not a curated record. The coding region runs from base 211 to 3066 and encodes 951 amino acids.